Messenger RNA from Microbotryum saponariae, 458 nucleotides. The record is from the annotation of a GenBank genome assembly. NCBI's taxonomy places the organism in Eukaryota, Fungi, Basidiomycota, Microbotryomycetes, Microbotryales, Microbotryaceae.
AUGUCCGAAUGGCUUGGCACAGAUUUCGGAGAAGUGGGUGCUGCCCGAUCCAUUCGGCGACAUGGACCGUGACUCUCGGAGUACCCGAUUGAAGAAAUCUUGACCCACUACCGAUACAUUGCCUUCUUGAAGCACGUCGUUCACUCUGCAGGGAUAAUCUACGACUUCCUUGUAGCGUCUCACAAUUCAACGACGCGUCACAUUCACCAAAGUCACAACCGUGCCAAGUCAAAGUCGAUUGCGCGAAAUCAGCCCGCUCUCGUCACCGCGUGCGUCACGCCGAUUGACCCACGCACGCGCUGCUCAGUGACAAGGGUGAAUCGCGGAUACAAAUAAUGAUCUUCAAGCGGCACUUGCAUCGCACAGAGUACCCAUUCGUACGCCAGAUGGUACGAUAUGACAUCAUCUCAAGCAAGUGGUCUACCUCGCUACCCCGCUACCCCGCUACAUUACAUUAG